Mycetomoellerius zeteki is the source of this 1594-nucleotide messenger RNA. It is a transcript of the gene beta3GalTII, whose product is annotated as beta-1,3-galactosyltransferase 6. Lineage: Eukaryota; Metazoa; Arthropoda; Insecta; Hymenoptera; Formicidae. The record is from RefSeq and is a predicted model, not a curated record. Bases 216 to 1223 code for a protein of 335 amino acids. Gene Ontology annotation, biological process: glycosaminoglycan biosynthetic process; protein O-linked glycosylation. Gene Ontology annotation, cellular component: Golgi membrane. Gene Ontology annotation, molecular function: galactosylxylosylprotein 3-beta-galactosyltransferase activity. The transcript is spliced from 4 exons.
UUUAUCAAGUGCGGACGUUAAAAAAAUUUUUGAAAAUUUCUGACGAAACUAACCAGAUUAAUAGGUUGAAAGGAAAGAAUCAGAAAGCGGCAAAUUGUUACUAGCCGUAUGAUCUUCGAGUGAGAAGAGUUGUCUGGUCGUGCGAAUUUGCAAGGAGAAAUUUGAUAGACGUGCUCCCAGCUGAUUUCUUCCCACGGCGCUUCCCGAACUGACUCAUGACACAUUUGCGAAUCGAUCUCAUGGCCAAACUCCAGUCGAUGAUGCGGCGGAGGUUCCUCGCCCGGGCAAACGUCCUCGCGUUCCUGUUCGCGGCAGUCUUUGUCUUCCUGUGCGUGCGCUACUAUCUGCCAGAACGGGAAUGUCAACCGGACCAACAGACUCGGGGGAGUAAACUCAAGUAUCGGCUGAUUGCCCUGAUCCUGAGCAGCCCAGACAACCUGGAGCGCCGUAACACCAUCAGGAAGACUUGGCUGGCCGAACACGACGCCACAGUGAAGCACUUCUUCGUCGUCGGCACUCAGGACAUCCUACCCGAGCAGAGGAAUACUCUGCAAUCAGAGAAACAGAAGUUCGAUGAUCUGCUACUGUUGCCCAGGCUGCAGGACUCUUACGGCACGCUGACAAAGAAGGUUCUCCACACUCUGAAAGCCGUCCACGAGCAUUACGACUUUGACUAUCUGCUGAAAUGCGACGACGACUCGUAUGUGCUGGUAUAUAAGAUCCUGAAGGAGCUCGACAAGUGGCAGAGCAAGGGCACCAAGCGAGAACUCUAUUGGGGCUUCUUCAACGGACGGGCACAAGUGAAGAGGAGCGGUCCCUGGAAGGAAACCGAUUGGAUCCUGUGUGAUUAUUAUCUUCCUUACGCCGUAGGUGGCGGAUACGUUCUGUCUUACAAUCUCGUCGAGUUCAUCGCUAAGAACGCAGACAUCUUUAAACUCCACAAUUCCGAAGAUGUCUCCAUCGGCCUCUGGCUUGCACCGCUGGCGAACAUCGAGAGGAAGCACGAUGUACGCUUCGAUACGGAAUACAGGUCGCGCGGUUGUUCCAAUCAGUACAUAAUUACGCACAAACUUACGGUCCAGAAUAUGCUGAGUAUGCACGACUAUUACCAGGCCUCCUUAGGCGCACUGUGUCCUAAAGAAUUUAGGAAUCGCAUGAGUUAUCAGUACAAUUGGACCGUACCACCUAGUCAGUGCUGCAACAGACAAUCCGGUAUCCCUUAAUGCGGCAGGGAGAUUUCUGCCACUUCUAGUUCUAGUCGCGUUUUUUAAUACUUGCUCAGAAAACAUGUUUAUCUCAUACAUUUGUAACGGCUUCUAUUUGUAAGCUUUCUAUUUAUGUUCUGACUUAUUAGGAUACAUUGAUAUCAAAUGCUAUAAAAAUGUAGCCGUUUCUAAGAAUAAGCAAUUCAAACAGUAUUAUUGAAGAAAGUUGCGAAAGUUUAUAGCGAAUUCGUGACAUUUCAUCGAAAGAAUUAAAGCAACUUCAAAUCUGAAUUUUAUUCAUUACUCGAGCAUAAUUGUACGACAGCGCUAUUAAAUAAUUAAUUGAAAACGUUUGUAAAUAUAUAUUUUGUAAAUAUUUAGCGAUGAAA